This is a messenger RNA of Beta vulgaris subsp. vulgaris (sugar beet), 5915 nucleotides long. Its product is annotated as lysM domain receptor-like kinase 4. NCBI's taxonomy places the organism in Eukaryota, Viridiplantae, Streptophyta, Magnoliopsida, Caryophyllales, Amaranthaceae. The transcript has a single exon. Gene Ontology annotation, biological process: protein phosphorylation. Gene Ontology annotation, molecular function: ATP binding; protein kinase activity. The record is from RefSeq and is a predicted model, not a curated record. The coding region runs from base 3612 to 5561 and encodes 649 amino acids.
UGCUGGGAUCACACAUUAUUUUUGGUGAUUUAUAACAGUGAUGUUUUGAGAUCCUGUGGGAUAACAAUAAGACGGGAUUUAGUGCAUCCUUUCUGUAGAAAUUGGAUUCACUUUCUAAUGGUUGGAGAAUGGAAGAAAAGUGGAAGCGCCUGAUAUUGCUGUUAGAUUUUAGUCUAAGCUGUUGAAUGAGUUAGCAUGGUUGAUAGAGACGUAGAGUUAUGGGGUGAGGGCCUAUUCUCCCCAGUUUAUUUUCAGUUUUCAGUUAAUUCAGUUCACUUCAGCUCUAAUUAUCAUUUCUAUUAGUUAUAGUUCAAUUCAAUUCAGUUCGGUUGUCUUAUGUCGAAGAGAACAGGCCCUGAGUUAAUAAAUAUAUGAUGGCAAGAAUGACGCGAAUGGUGUAAGAUUUGUGCAAUAUAUGAAGGGUUAGGAGUUAGGACUCACUUGAACACUGAAUCUUAGAGAUUGGUUGGGCAGAAAACAGUUUAUUAGAAAAAUGAUUUUGUACAUUUUCCUUUGUUUGGUUUCUAAAUAUUUUUAUUAAAAUGUUAAAAACUAUUCUCCCGAAAGUGGAAACAUUUUCUUUUUAUAGGAAUGGAUGCCACAUCUUUCUUCCUAUUCUUCACCUUCCUUUUCCUUUCUCCUAUCCAUUAUCCCCCUUUCAUUUACAUUCUUGCCUUUUUCUCCAACUUUUCGUUCAAUGAACCAAACAUAUAUGAUCUAAUCUACAAUUGUGUUUUCUCUUGAAAAAUGUAUGGAAAAUCAAUCACUAUUGAAAAUGUUUAGCAUCGGACCAACAAAGCCUUAGUGAAAGAUCACUCUUUUGUCUUUGUGGUCAUUUUCUUUUCCCACUGUUCUCGUGUGAUUACAAUUUGACAAGUUCUGAACUUGUAAAAUUCAUAAUUAUACAUUUAAACAACACAUGAUCGCCUGCUGAACUUAGGCGCUUUAAUUUCGCUUUGAAUAAGAAUGUUUUAGGUUUUAUAAGUUCAUCGUGGUUUAGAUAAGGGCUAAUAGUUUCAAAUUGGGCUAGUAAAAUUCAAUUCACAUCUGAAAUAUGUUCAGAUUAGGGUCAAUAAGCUCAAACAUAUCAUAUAAGCGCCAAUAAGUUCAGUUCAGAUGAACUCUAAGAGUUUUCGGAUGAAGAGAAAAUAGACAUGUUUCAGUUCUGCAAGAUUCGUUCAUCCAUCCAUCUCUUGAUUCCUCCCCUAGACCUGGAACAGAGCAUGGGAUAAAUCCAACUUUUUUUAAAGGGGACAAAUAGGAGAAGAAGGACCAAGUAAUUUUUGGCAAGCUUUAUGGUUUAGUUUGGUUCAGCUUAGAGUCACUUUGGUAAACUACUCUAUGAAUUUGGACUGAGUCAACUUCAAAAAGUAUGUGGCUUUGUACAUUCUUGUUCAUGUAGUCUUAAUCUUCUGUUAUGUCAAUUCCGUUUCUAGUAAAUCACUCACUGGUCAUAGAACUUGGAAGACAAGUAGCUUUAUAUAAACAGUUCACUUGUGACUACAUAAUUUUCUGAGAGAACAGAGACAUUUAGCUGGGUCCCAAAGACAAUUCAUAGCAUAAUCUAGUCUAUUACAUUGACUGAUUGGUAUUUUCCCUGAAAAAUUUCAGAUUUUAGACUGAAAAUAAAUGUAUUCUGGGAGAUGUAUCCAUGGCUGCCACGACUUGUGUACGAGGAACAUUGACCUAGGACAAUUUUGCAGAACUUCAGAAAGUAUAAUGUCUAAUGGAAAGCUCAGUAUGACUGGCCUGAUUCAGUAAUUUGCAAUUGUAGAUUUGUAAUAUUUUGCUUGAUUUGCUAUGGUCACUCCUAAAUUGAAUAAACUAUGCUUUAGGAUUCAGAAUGAGGAAAGAUUUGGAAAUGCUAUGGGAUAUCAUAACAUAUUGCAAAACUAUGGUUUAGAGGUUUACUGAUUAAAAUCAGUUAACAUUGGUUGAUUAUAUGGUUCAAGUUCUGAUUUCUUGAUUGUUAUUUGGUAUUUCAUACAUUAAACUGAUUCGACUUUCUGGCGUUCUUCCUUUAUCGUUCUUGUUUCCCCUUUCUUUUAGUAGAUAUGUAGGGGUCGGGGUUAGUUUGCAAGCUUCACGAAGUGGCCAGGAGUGCUUUUCCGUGAUGGUUUCCUUUAUUUCUUGGCAAAUUUGUGGUCUUCACAUAAUAAACUGUUAAAUGCUGGUAGUUUCCUUAUCCUCCCUUGUGAGCUACUACCCUAUUUCCAAAAAAAUUUACACGCUUUUCAUUUCAAUAAAUCAAGGACGCCAUCAUAAAGAUGUUGGUUCAUGGAAGAAGAGAGAAAAGUAGAUUAGGAGAGAGGGAAGGUUUGAGAGUAGAUGACUCAUGUGAGAAUAAGUGGUGGAUUCGAUUGCGCAAGUUGGUUAAAAGAAGUGAAUAAUAUAUUUAUCAACAGUCCAAAAAAAAUUAGUAAAACUUCGUGAAAAAGGAGUAUAAUGAUAAGCAUUUUGGCACAUAGCAUGUAGGCAUAUAAUGUUUAAUCUUUGUGGUUUUCUCUUAUUUUACAUUCACAUACACUACAUGGUGCCAACAUUAACACUAUGUGCUAUAUGUUAUGAGUCAAUAUGCGUAAUUUAUCAUUCCUCAUAUAACCGUACGUUAUAAUUGGGAAUCUUUGAAUUUGAGCACAACUUUUUUGAUUCAUAUGGGAUAAGUACGGGGGGGACAUAAACGUAAGUGAGUGUUCAAAUCCAUGUGCACUCUUUAGCUAUGGACAAAGUGAUAGUUGACUGAUUAUUGGUAAAGUGUGAACCCAGUGACUAGUGAGGCAAGUUAAAAUUCAAUGUGCACUCUUUAGCUAUAGACAAAGUGAUAGUUGACUAAUAUGACUAUGUUGAAGUUUCUAUCAAAUUAGGCAAAUUCCAACGCACUAGUAUAUGAAGGGGGGUUGGGCAAUUUCUAAGGUACACUCGUAUUUAUUACGAGCUUGGUAUAGUCAAAAGUACUUUAUGCUUUUCUUAAGAGCUAAAAGUCUAAAAUACCACCAAGUAACUCUCAAGGGGCCUUGCCUGCAAACCCGGACGGGUUGACUAGUGCGAGGUUCCGAUCCAGUUAAGGCGUCUUUUUCUUACUUUCAAAAAAAAAUAUGCCUAAAAUACUUGGGUAUUUCAUGGAUUUUUUUUGUAGGGUUGGUCUUUUUCUACAAAAUAUUUCCUACAGCCAUUAAAAAGUUUAUGUGGUGUAACCAAAACCUUCUUUCAAUAAUAAUGUUUGUUUUCCAUAUAUCGCUUGUAAGUUGUAAUCAGCUGAGCUGAAAGAUUUGCUACUACUAGCUCGUAACAUCAUUGAAAAUUGUUUUGCAGUGACUUAUUUGUACUGUUUGGUACUCGUAUAAUAGAAACAUUUUACCGAAUCCGUCUUCUUGUAAUUGACUAUUGACUUCAAUACCACUACCUAUGGUCGACAAGUGAGUAUAUUGUUUCAACUAGAAACUUCCCUUCGCUUUCCUAGUAUGCUUUUCAUGGAAAAUCUCCUUAAUGAGUAAAGUUGUCAUCAAUCACUAUACUUCCACUUUCACACAAAAAUCAACUAUAUUACCAUACUAUAGUUUAGCUCUCUCUUUCUGUAUCUUAACAUCUCAGCCUAUCUAUUGAAAUUUAUAAUGGCUUCUCAUUCAUUCAUUUAUGGCCUCUGUUUCUCUCUGUUCUACUUCCCCUGUUUGAUCACAUCCCAGCAACCUUAUACUCAAAACAAUUGUCGUCGAUCUGGCAACAUCUCUGCUGUUCUUGGGUACAACUGCAAUGGUCUGAAUCGGUCUUGCCAAUCGUUUCUCAUCUACCGGGCUCAGCCUCCCUAUAACAGUGUCUCCUCCAUCGCCUCUCUUUUUUCUGCCAAUGCAUCUCAGAUUUCUGCAAUCAAUAACAACAUUACGGAAAACAUGGCCUUGGCAACAAACACUAAGGUUAUCAUCCCUGUGACAUGUUCCUGUGCUGGUAGAUUCUACCAAACCAACACCACUUAUGUUGUUAAACCUCAUGAAAAUUACUACAUGAUAGCUAACAAUACCUUUGAAGGUUUAACUACUUGCUACGCCAUUCGAACUCAGAAACUCAGUCCCAAUGUCGUAAACAUAUACGCUAUGGAACAGCUCACUAUACCUCUAAGGUGUGCCUGCCCUACAAAGAAGCAAGUCAACCAGGGGAUUAGGUACCUUAUGAGCUAUGUCAUCCAACCAGGCAACAAUAUUGGGACUGUUGCUACGUAUUUUGGAGCUGAUGUUGGACAAACUCUUGAUGCCAAUGAGAAAUCCGAGCAGGACUCUCUUAUCCAACCUUUUACAACCCUUCUCAUUCCACUACGAAACCCACCAAAUGGUUCUCGUUUGUCUUAUCCUCCUUACGUACCACCUCCACCAUCGCCUCCACCAUCUUUGCCUCCCACGGAAGCAACAUCACCAUUGUUGUCUAGUGGGAGUUCGAAUAAGAAAUGGGUUUAUUUCGGGGUAGGGGCGGUUGCAGGGAGUGCAUUUGUUGCAGUGUUAGCGAUCAUUUUUUUCUUCAUGUUUGCGAGGACAGGUAUGAGGAAGAAAACUGAUCUAGUUGUGUCAUCCCAAAGCCGCGAAGCACAAGAAAAGGCUCUUGUGAAGCAGCCACCAGAGAAAGAAUAUUUGGAGUUUCUUGAGAGUAUAUCUAGAAUAGCUUCCCUGAAAGUAUACAGUUUCGACGACUUGCAGGCAGCAACAGAGAAUUUCAGCUCUGAUCAUUGGAUCAAAGGCUCAGUGUACAAGGGAAGUAUUAAUGGUGAUCAGGUCGUCGUCAAGAAGAUGGACCGAGAUGUUAGCAAAGAGAUUAGUCUACUAAACAAGGUUAACCAUUUUAACCUCAUCAAAUUUCUGGGGGUAUGCUUUGAUGACGGGGUUUGGUACUUCGUUUAUGAAUAUGCAGAAAAUGGACCAUUGAGUGAUUGGAUCUACCAAGACAAUCCUGAUGGCAAAACCUUGAGUUGGGGUAAGAGAAUGCAGGUGGCUUGCGAUGUUGCUACCGGGUUGAACUAUCUGCAUAGCUAUACAAGCCCGCCACACGUGCACAAGGAUAUAAGGGGAAGCAAUGUUUUUCUUAAUAAUGAGUUCAGGGCAAAAAUUGCCAAAUUUGGGCUCUCAAGACCAGUUAGAGGGAAUGAUGGUCAAUUUACAUUAACAAAACAUAUUGUGGGGACUAAGGGUUAUCUAGCUCCCGAGUAUUUGGAGAAUGGAGUAGUCUCCCCAAUGCUUGACGUUUAUGCUUUUGGUGUUCUGCUGUUAGAGAUGCUAACAGGGAAAGAUGUUGCUUGCCUCUAUGAAGGUGUUAAGGUUCACUUAUCGGAGAUCUUAGGCCCUGUGCUGAGCGAGAAAGAUGGAUUUUCGAGCUUGAAAGAAUUUAUUGAUUCUUCUCUGGGGGAUGAUUAUCCUGCUGAUAUUGCAUACUCUAUGCUCAUGCUAGUUGAUCAUUGCUUGAGAAAAGAUCCAGGAAGUCGCCCUUUUAUGGAUGAAAUCGUUCAAAUUCUGUCAAGAUCAUUGACCACCUCACUUAUCUGGAAAUCCAGCACUUCUGUUAGUAUCUCAAGUUCAGAAUAAUGUUAGGACUAGUUUUAUUUAGUAGCUGUUUCGUGAUGCCAAUUUUUGUUCUUCACCUGCUUUAAGCUAUCCACACAAUUCCUGUUUUUCUUUUCCUUUGUGAAUUUGUGACAUAUUUCUGUCUCAAGUUCAUAAUAAUCUGUGACUGGUAACAUUUAUCUUUAGCUACAAACAUAAUUGUUGAUAUAUGUAGAUUAGGGAGUUUCUGAUUAAAGUUCAUUAGAGAAUUGAAUUGACUGGCCUUGCUGUUUAAGUUCAAUAAGCUUCCGAAUUCUUGAAAUCAUAUAGGAUAUGAAAGAAUGUCAUAUCUAAUGUAUGGUAAUCACAUUACAAUAUUCAUGUCUACUUGGACAA